CUGGAGGCCAGAACAAAUUUCAGAGGGCUGAGGCUUCCAGCUCAUAACCAGGCACCAACACACAGUCUGAUAUGAGGUCUCCAGCAGGAGGAGGACAGGACACUAACUUCCACAUCACAGGAGCUGCUCAGCUGACACUGCAGCAGGAGGCGGAGCUCCACAGGUGUAAAUGAAAGUACAGCAGACGGUUCAAGCUGUAGUCCAACAGCUGGAUACCUGCUAAUUUAACGGUGAAGAAGAGGAACAGAUGGAUGGAUGGACUGCUGUCACUGAUGGUGAGGGAACUCAUGACAUGUUCAAAUAAGGGCAUUAAGCCAUGCAGAGGGUUUGACCUUCACCAGCCUGCCCUCUAUAAAGGUGUCUUCUCCUUGUAGCUGCAUCCACUGCAGCAGCAUCUCGUCCUGCACAGAGCCUCCAGCAUCACUCAGACCUUUCUCCACCACUGCAGACAAACAUCUCCUGAAAGAGCGGAGCUGAUAAUCUGGUGAAUGACGAUGGCUGCUCCUUACUGGGUUUUUGUAGCCGUCGUUGUUUUGAUGACUGUUAGAAACGGUGAGACUGUUAUUGACCCAAACAACCUCGCACCAAUUGUAGAAGAAAUUCUGAACAGGUACACACCAAACUACAAUGGUGCAAACAACAACAGAAUUCCCCCCAUGUUCAGUGUGGCCGUGAGCGUCCCGUACAAUGAAGACAAGUUUGAUGAUGGUGAAGCUGUGAGGAGGAAGAUUCUAAACUGUGACGUAUACAAAAGUGACAGAGUGGUGGCAGCCACAGUGCUGAGAUGGCCCAAUGUUCUAACUCAGUGUCCUGAUGCUCAAGUACAGUGGGAUGAUGUUUUGAAGGAAUGUGGUAAACAGCAGAUGACAUGGGCUGAAGUUGAAAGUCUGUGUGGUGCUAAUACAAUCAAGGAUGGCAGAGCUGAUCAUGCAGAGUUUCGAACCCUGCAGUAUGUCAACACUUUGGUCAAAUCCCAAAAUGAUCUGAUAGUUUUCUACGUCCGUGCCUCCCCAUGUGAUCAGAGAUGUACCAACGAAGAUAAUAGAUGGAAUAUUCUCACUAAAAUACAAGACAUUAUGAAAUGGAAGGAUUAUGUUGUUGUGUUUUCAGAUGUAUUUAGACCUCGUAAUGGUGGGCCCAUACCUGUGAAUAACCUGCGUGGAUCACUUGAGAGGCUUGGGAAUGCAAUCGCAGAUCCAGGGUCAAAUGGUCUUCAGCAUAUAUUCCGAUGCUACAGGCAGCAAAAAAUGAAGUGCUUUAGCUGCAAUGACAAUGGUGCUGUUACAGAUGAAUGUGUUUCAGAUGGUAAGCAACCUGACAGCAAACUAUCUGAUGUUGGGAAAAGUCAGGACAGAGGAAAGAAACAGAAUAAGAGCAAGAAGAAGCAGAGGAGUAACAGGCAGAGAGGGGGAGUAAUGAGAGAAAAUCAUCAGAAUUAA
Molecule: messenger RNA, 1439 nt
Organism: Oreochromis aureus
Lineage: Eukaryota; Metazoa; Chordata; Actinopteri; Cichliformes; Cichlidae
Exons: 7
Coding region: 489-1439 (316 amino acids)
Source: RefSeq, a predicted model, not a curated record